GUUGGUGUCUGGGCGGCUGCGCAUGCCCAGUGGAAUUAUGUAACAUUGAAAAAGUUACACAAUGUUCCAAUGCUGGCUUUUGUAAAAGAGCAAAAUCGAAGGGAGAGUGCAAAUCGACGGCAAUAGAAGGGCAACAGCGCCUGCGGCUGGCAGCUCAAAGCAGGUUAUUAAGCAUCACUUGCCGAUCAUUUUGCCACAGGCUUUCUGUAAUUUACUGCCACCGGCCUUCAGGUUGUGUGAGUCUGCAGUGUGCUAAACAAAGAAACAAUAUGUCUAAGAAUGGGAAACAAACCGACAGGAAUGCUAAAGAUUCUGAGCAUGAGAAAAAAAUUGAAGAGAAAUCAAAUAAAAAGGAAACUGCAUUUUCCAGCUCCUCCAACAGUCUGAAAACAUCCACGAAAAAAUCAACGAAGAAACGCAAUCAUAAUAACUCCAGUCGGGAAGAUUCCCCAAAGCUCCAAGCUAAGGGAAAGAGAACAGUGGAAGAGAGACCUCCAGGAUUGAUUGAGAGGAAAUUGUCCAAUUCGAGGAUCAAUAAAAAGAGGAAAACUGAACACCAGGCUGAGACAUCUCUUUCUGGAGAAGGAAAUCUGUUGAAAAGUAUCAAUAAGUCACGUUUGGCCACAGCAAAAUCAGUGGAAGAGUUUAAUUUUAACGAAAAACGCAUCCGUCUCCUUUCUAAAACAGAGAGUGUCAGGGAAAACUCUUGGGGAAUUAUUUACUGGAUGUCCCGUGACCAGCGAGUACAGGAUAACUGGGCUUUCUUAUAUGCACAACGGAUAGCUCUUAAGCAUAAACUUCCGCUCCAUGUCUGCUUCUGUCUGGUGCCCAAAUUCCUAGAUGCCACCAUCCGCCAUUUUGGUUUCAUGCUAAAGGGACUCCAAGAAGUUGCUGAGGAAUGUAAGCAGCUGAAUAUUUCUUUCCAUCUGCUCAUUGGUUUUGCCAAAGAUGUGCUGCCAGAGUUUGUGAAAGGGCACAACAUUGGAGGGAUAGUUACAGAUUUCUCUCCAUUGCGUCUCCCACUGGAGUGGAUCGAGGAUGUAAGACACAACCUACCAGAAAAUUUACCAAUUAUUCAGGUCGAUGCUCACAAUAUUGUACCCUGCUGGGUAACUUCAGACAAACAAGAGUACAGUGCCAGAACAAUCAGGAAGAAAAUUCAUGAUAAACUCCCUCAGUUCCUGACGGACUUUCCUCCAGUUAUCCAACAUCCUUUUAGCUCAUCCUUGAAAGCACAGUUGAUUGAUUGGGAUGCAGCUGCAGCAAACCUUGAAGUGGAUCGCACAGUGAAGGAAGUUGAUUGGGCUAAAUCAGGGACUGCAGCAGGGCUAAUUAGGAUGGAGUCAUUCAUUAAGGAGCAGCUUCAGCAUUUCAGCACUGACAGAAACAAUCCAAAUAAAACUGCCUUGAGUAAUAUGUCACCGUGGUUUCACUUUGGUCAGGUUUCAGUUCAGCGAACCAUUCUGGAGAUAAAGAAAUACCGCAACAAGUUUAAGGACAGUGUGGACAGUUACAUUGAAGAAGCUGUAGUGCGACGGGAGCUGGCAGACAACUUUUGUUUUUACAAUAAACAAUAUGACAAGAUUGAAGGUGCUUCUGACUGGGCCCAUAAAACUUUGAAAAUGCACAGCAAAGACCAACGGCAGUAUCUUUAUACACUGAAAGAACUGGAAGACGGGCGAACACAUGAUUCCUUGUGGAAUGCAGCACAGCUUCAGAUGAUCCAUGAGGGGAAGAUGCAUGGUUUUCUUCGAAUGUACUGGGCUAAAAAGAUUCUGGAAUGGACUACUUCUCCUGAGGAAGCCUUGAGGUUCUCCAUCUACCUGAACGAUCGCUAUGAACUGGAUGGCAGAGAUCCAAAUGGAUACGUAGGUUGCAUGUGGUCAAUCUGUGGAAUUCACGACCAAGGCUGGAAAGAGCGACCUGUUUUUGGCAAGAUUCGCUACAUGAAUUAUAAUGGUUGUAAGAGGAAAUUUGACAUUGGUCAGUUUGAAAGAAAAUACAGUUACAAUUAGUUUAGAAAUCCAUUGUAAGUCAAUAUGCAUCCUUUCAUAAAAUUGAAUAUUAUGGA
Molecule: messenger RNA, 2071 nt
Organism: Chiloscyllium plagiosum (whitespotted bambooshark)
Lineage: Eukaryota; Metazoa; Chordata; Chondrichthyes; Orectolobiformes; Hemiscylliidae
Gene: cpdp
Product: CPD photolyase
Biological process (GO): photoreactive repair
Molecular function (GO): deoxyribodipyrimidine photo-lyase activity
Source: RefSeq, a predicted model, not a curated record